Striga asiatica is the source of this 870-nucleotide messenger RNA. NCBI's taxonomy places the organism in Eukaryota, Viridiplantae, Streptophyta, Magnoliopsida, Lamiales, Orobanchaceae. The record is from the annotation of a GenBank genome assembly.
AUGGUGGUGCCACUCCAGACUGGUAACCCCCACCCUUACAGACUUAGCUUUGAGUUUCUUAGAUUUAACCUGACUAGUAGUAGCACUUCAUUUGUUGCUUCUUCUGCAGUGAUGUCUUCUCUAUCCCUCUUGCCCAUCAGAAUCUGGUCAAUGAAAAGAGGGGCUUGUAUAGUUGAAACAAGGGAUGUGGCAACUACUGACUUGGACGGAGAUGAGGUUUUCCCUGGACUCUGGAUUAGAUGGCGGCUGCUGAUAGGUGGACUAGAUAAAAAUCUUGAGCAGUAUUAUUCUCAGCCAUUGAGGGAGACUCCCUCGCAGGAGAGGACCUAUUAUCUGAGAAAUUUCCAGGAGACCACCUUUGGCCUCUGCAGCCUUCAACCAGUCACCCCCUCCAGCCGUCGCCGCCGACGCCUCGACUGUGCGCCUCCGCACACAUCGUUCUUCCCGUUGUCGUCCAUUUACGUCGGGCCUUUCGCCGCCUUCGACAGCACCGUGCACUGCCGUUGCGUCGCCUCGCCCGUCAGCCGUCUCGUCUCGGUCACCGUCACGUCGCGCCGCCUCCGUUCGCAUCGCGUCGUGCUUCACCUACAUCCGUCGAAUCACCACCGUCUGUUGCGGUGUCGCAUAGCCUCUGUCAGCCGCCUCGCCUCGUUGCCUUCGUCUACCAUCUCCUCCGUCAGAUGCCGCAUCGCCUUUCCUUCGUCCAUCACCGCCGCGUCGCCUCACAUCCAACCACCAUUGCGUAGACUCGUCUCCGACCACCGCUGCGUCUCGUCGGCUCCAUCCGCCGCCGUGACGCCUUUCCUACAUCCGUCAUCUCAUCGACCAGUUAAAUGGAAGAAGAAUGCGGCAGUGUUGCGACAAAAAUAG